AUGUGUAGACAGCAGUCAGCAACCUCUCACUCCUUCUUUCCAAGCAUCCCUGUCAAGUGGGCUAAUGUGGGAAAGGCAGCACUCCUGCACAUCCCUCCCAAUGCAGACCACAUCUUCCUAGUCUUUUCUUCAGUUUUUUCUUCCCUUUUUUCAGUCAACAACCUUUCUUUUCCUUCAUUCAUUAUUCAGUUAUUCUCACUUUUUAUUUUAUUUUCAUUCAGCCAUUUUAUCAUUUUCUUUUUCCUUCAUUCAGUCUUUUCUUCCCUUUUUUCAACAACCUAUUCCUUCAUAUUCAGUCAUUCUUCUAUGUUUCCUUCUCUCUUUCCUCUCAUUUAUUCUUUCUUUUUUAAAUACUCUUUCCUUCUUUCUCUCACUCAUUCUUUCAUUCUUCCUUCCUUAUUCUCGCUUGGUAUUCUUUCAUUUAUUCUCAUUUUCUUUCUUUCUUUAAUUUCAAUCAUUCCUUCAUGCAUUUCAUUGAACUAUUCCCUCUCUUUUGGUCAUUCUUUCAGUUUUUUUGUUCUUAUUCAGUUAUUCUUCCAUUUUCACUUCUCUUUUCUCUUUGUUCUCAUUCAGUCCUUUUUCUAUUUCAUUCUUUUUUUCUUUUAUUCCGUCAUUAUUUCAUGUUUUUCACUAACGUGUUUCUUCUUAUUCAUUCAUUAG
Acanthosepion pharaonis is the source of this 660-nucleotide messenger RNA. Lineage: Eukaryota; Metazoa; Mollusca; Cephalopoda; Sepiida; Sepiidae. The record is from the annotation of a GenBank genome assembly.